AUGCUGGCCUCCGGCUCGGCUCCCAACCUUGCUCUCUACAUCCGGCAUUUUGUUUCCCCCCCCCCCAUUUCUGUCCAUGCUAUGUCUCCAACCUGCUUUUCCGCCCUGUUCCCCCUCUUCAACUAUUAUUUUGCUCCUCUCCUCGUUGACAGCCGCAUUGCCUGUUUGGAUCUACGUCUUUGUGCUAUACAUUUUUACCUCCAUAUUUCGCCCAAAUGCCAUGUUCUUGUCGCUUCCACCGUAGCCCAUAACAUUCGUAGAAACGUCAAAUUUGAGAACGAAAUGGGGGAAACAAAUCCGCUUCUCACAGAUGGAAUCGAAAUCGGCCACGAAAUGCGCGGAGAAGUGAGCAGAAAAGCAAGGACGCCGCUUGUGCGAAGUGAAGUGGGCAACUGA
Protopolystoma xenopodis is the source of this 396-nucleotide messenger RNA. The record is from the annotation of a GenBank genome assembly. Lineage: Eukaryota; Metazoa; Platyhelminthes; Monogenea; Polystomatidea; Polystomatidae.